This is a messenger RNA of Solea senegalensis (Senegalese sole), 2420 nucleotides long. RefSeq names its product forkhead box B2 (gene foxb2). The transcript has a single exon. Gene Ontology annotation, biological process: anatomical structure morphogenesis; regulation of transcription by RNA polymerase II; cell differentiation. The coding region runs from base 480 to 1439 and encodes 319 amino acids. Lineage: Eukaryota; Metazoa; Chordata; Actinopteri; Pleuronectiformes; Soleidae. Gene Ontology annotation, molecular function: DNA-binding transcription factor activity, RNA polymerase II-specific; RNA polymerase II cis-regulatory region sequence-specific DNA binding. The record is from RefSeq and is a predicted model, not a curated record.
GCGGGGGUCUUACAAAAACAGCGCUUGGCGAGUGGGAGCAUCACACCAGAUCAGAGGAGCACACACACCACACACAGGCAGCGCACCACAUCGGCCCGAUCACAUCUCUGAAGCGCCGCGGAAACGGGGGCAACUCCGAGAGCCAACUCCAACUUUUACGCACAGAGACCGACUUUUACGCACAGCGCAAAGAGCAUCAUUUAGAGAAGAGGCAGAGACACGUCUUCUUGAUUCGGACGCAGUAGCCGCUUAAGGAUCUUACCUGACAGCAUCGGGCCUCCAGGCUCCACCAUAAUACUCUUUACAACGCAGGUGAAUCACCUGCACUUGUAGGAAAAUUUACCCGCUUCGAAUGUGGUGGCUCAGAGGAACAUUGGGACAGACCCAUCAGAUAUGAGUUAGCUCCGUAAACACAGCAUUUAAGACACAACUUUGAGGAAUUUUAAUUUAAAAAUCAAAAUUUAAAGAAACCAGAAGUCAUGCCCCGUCCUGGGAAGAACUCUUACAGCGACCAGAAGCCGCCGUACUCAUACAUUUCACUGACUGCGAUGGCUAUCCAAAACUCAUCAGAGAAGAUGCUUCCUCUGAGUGACAUUUACAAGUUCAUCAUGGACAGAUUUCCUUAUUAUCGAGAGAACACGCAGAGGUGGCAGAAUUCCCUGCGACAUAACCUCUCCUUUAACGACUGCUUCAUCAAGAUCCCCCGGCGGCCCGAUCAGCCCGGGAAGGGCAGCUUCUGGGCUCUGCACCCGGACUGUGGUGACAUGUUUGAGAACGGCAGCUUUCUGAGGAGACGGAAGCGCUUCAAGAUCGCGCGCGCUGAGCUCAUGGCCUGCAAGAGCUCCCCGAUGAUGCAUUACUUUCACCAUCACCACCACCAUCACCACCCGGGCAGCAAGCUGGGCACAGCGUCCGGCCAUCACGACCACUCAGUUGGUCCAGCGAGCACCGUGGGGCGGCUGCCUCACUUUCAGGGUUACGGGGGCAUUGCUUGCGCACAGCCCGGCGGGUUUAAACACCCGUUCACCAUCGAGAACAUUAUAGGACGGGACUACAAGGGUGUGAUGGCCAGCGGGCUCCCGCUCACCUCUGUCAUGCACCACCUGGGUUACCCCGUGCCCCCGCAGCUCAGCAGUGUGGUCAACUCCAUGUGGCCGCACGUCGGGAUGUUGUCGGAGCCCAUGGGUGGCGUGCCAAUGCCUGCUUCAUCCGAGUAUGCGCCAUUCAGCGUGUCAGCAAAGGGCUUGUACCAAAACGGGCAAACCCUGCCCGCCGUCCCCGUGCCAAUCAAACCAACCCCGUCCCUGGGUCCCGUGCCCGGCUUGACCGGGCUGCAGUCCGGUCCAGCGCAGCUCUGCUCACCGACCUCAGUGAUGGAGAAGAGUGAUCUGCUGGAGGGGAAAGGCAACCACUUACACCCGGCUCUUCUGCUGUCCUAACCUGGUAAAUUGCGGGUUAUUAUUGAAAAUAAAUGCAGACAAGAAGGACAUUGUUGAUGCGUAAAAUCAAGCCGUCAUCUGACAUUUAUGUGCAGAUAGGAGAGUUGUAAAAACGAUAAGGUUAACGUUGUAGGCUAUACUGUGUAAUAAUGAUUCUUUUCUUCAUCAGAUCCGUGUGGACUGAAAUCAUAAUUUAUUUGCACAAUUUGUGAGGGCAUUCACCACAUUAUGUGGUACUGAUAAAUACAAUCAGACGAGCAGACGCUAAACCCAAAGAAAGAUUUGAGGAGGCAGUCUAUAAAAUCCGAAAUACAAAUCAAACAGCUGUUUAUUUUUUGUUUGCUCUUCUUCUAUUUAUUUUAUUUUAAUCUAUAACAGGCCUAAAGACAUGUAGGCCUUUGUGUCCUUUAAAUUAGGACUGUUGCACUUUUUAUGUGUUACUUAGCAGUGCAUUGAAAAUGUUAUGCUUGUAUUAUAACACUAUUUAUCUGGAGAUAUUUAUAAAGAAUUUAAAAAGCAAAUUUUCUUUGGUGUUGUAAUUAUUUGAAUACAUUUCCACACUUUUUUCCCCACAGUUUGUAAACCACCGUUGAAGAACAGGGGGGAAGAUUAGACCGUGCUACAUUUUAAAUGGUAUUGAGAUUAAUUUAAUCUGAGUCCAAAAAAACAUAAAUGCAGUUAAUUAUAUCUUUUCAAACAGUUAUUAAAUUCUGUAUGAAGCGACCUUGAUUUUUUUUUUUAAAGAAACAGUGCAGGUUAAACACCAGCAGCAAUGCAUUUGACUAAAUGUUACCUGCAUGUACAGAGGCAGAUUUUUAUUUCAGAUGUAAGUUACAUUUUGUCUAUGUCUGUAUAAAGAAAUGAUGGUAAAAGUGAAACUUGUAAUCAUGCAAUAAUUAUACUUAUUAUAUGCUGAAUCAGAAUUCUUUAGGACUCACCUAAAAAUAUUUAAGGACACCUCUCUAACACCUAACUCUGACU